This is a messenger RNA of Penicillium alfredii, 546 nucleotides long. RefSeq names its product putative GPI anchored protein. The coding region runs from base 1 to 546 and encodes 181 amino acids. Lineage: Eukaryota; Fungi; Ascomycota; Eurotiomycetes; Eurotiales; Aspergillaceae. The record is from RefSeq and is a predicted model, not a curated record. The transcript has a single exon.
AUGAAGUUCACCCUGAUCUCCUCGGCCCUCUUCCUGGCCACCGCUGCCAUGGCCAACCCCGACCCCAUGGACAUCAACUCGAUCGUCUCCGAUGCCGAGGGCGCCGCCUCGACCGCCGGCGCCGACGGCAAGUCCAUUGCCUCCGAUGCCCGCGACCAGGCCACCUCUAUUGUCCAGGCCGCCAGCACCGGCGGUGCCAGCGCCAUCUCGUCGCUGACCAGCGACGCCGCGUCCAUGGCCACCUCACUGAGCUCCGAAGCCGCCAGCAAGGCCACCGAGGGUGCCAGCAAGGCGAGCGAGGGUGCCAGCAAGGCCAGCGACAAGGCCAGCGACGCUGCCCAGAAGACCUCGACCUUUGUCUCGCAGGUCACCACCACGGGCUCCAACGGCCAGCCCACCACUGCGCCCACGACCAUUACCUCGGCUGCCGGUGCCUCGGGCUCGGGCUCGGGCUCUUCGACUAACGGUGCUUUUGCUCGUCCCACUGCUGUGGGCGGCAUUGCGGCCGGUAUGGCUGGUGUCCUGGGUGUCAUGGCUGCCCUGUAA